Molecule: messenger RNA, 965 nt
Organism: Drosophila subpulchrella
Lineage: Eukaryota; Metazoa; Arthropoda; Insecta; Diptera; Drosophilidae
Product: mitochondrial inner membrane protease subunit 1
Exons: 2
Coding region: 266-766 (166 amino acids)
Cellular component (GO): mitochondrial inner membrane peptidase complex; membrane
Molecular function (GO): serine-type endopeptidase activity
Source: RefSeq, a predicted model, not a curated record
AUUCCCCUAAUAUCUGGUGCAUCGAUUUGAAAUUGGCGCCAACAAAAUUUAUCGUUUCUUUGCCAAUCGUUUUGUGACGGCAGCCCUGGUUUGCCGCUCAUCUGUGCUGCAGUGCAGCCCUGAUUUUUACACAACAUAAACAUUCGGUCGGAGGAGCACUUUCCGGGACAAUAAGAGCUCCGCCGGAGCUUAGCGACAGGACCGGGACACGGGAGAUGCUCUGAUAACGGGCGGAUGUGGAGCAGCCAUCGCCGGAAUCGCCGCCAUGAAGAUCCUUUCCCGUCUGGGCCGCCUGAUGCGGUACACCGUGGCCUAUGCGGCCAUCACACACUGCACCUUUGAGUACAUCGGCGACUUUGUCCUGUGCAAAGGACCCUCCAUGGAGCCCACUCUCUACUCGGACAACGUACUGCUCACCGAGCGCCUGUCGAAACACUGGCGAACCUACCAGCCGGGCGACAUUGUGAUCGCUGUUUCGCCCAUCAACGCCGGCCAGUUCAUAUGCAAACGGAUCGUGGCCGUGUCCGGUGACCAGGUGCUCACCCAGAAGCCGAUCCCCAUCGAGGCGGAGUACAGCGGGCGUCAGGAUAGCAAGAAGAAGCCUGUGAUGGCCAAGGACUAUGUGCCGCGAGGUUACGUUUGGAUCGAGGGCGACAACAAGGGCAACAGCUCGGACUCGCGUUACUACGGACCCAUUCCGGUGGGUCUAAUCCGGAGUCGCGUGCUGUGCCGUAUCUGGCCGUUCUCCGAGGUCACCGGGCUUUAGAUUGGCUUCCUAAAGAAGUUUUAAACCAAUUGGACCCAUUUAAAUUGCCUUGUUUUUAUAGGAAAUUCUGGUUUGUUGAUCCACUAUUUUAUAGGUCCAUUUCGAAUCGAGUUAUCGUCUCAUUUGUGCGGUAUUUGGCUAGUUGAUACGCGAUACCUAUGGAUGUUAUUUAAAAUAAACCAGUAAAACGUUUAAAAAA